Drosophila pseudoobscura is the source of this 1022-nucleotide messenger RNA. Its product is annotated as phenoloxidase-activating factor 1-like. The record is from RefSeq and is a predicted model, not a curated record. Lineage: Eukaryota; Metazoa; Arthropoda; Insecta; Diptera; Drosophilidae. Gene Ontology annotation, biological process: proteolysis. The transcript has 2 exons. Gene Ontology annotation, molecular function: serine-type endopeptidase activity. Bases 43 to 921 code for a protein of 292 amino acids.
CUGGGAGGCGUGAAUCAGUUCGGAUUAAGUUGCACUGGCACUAUGUUUGGCGGCGCAUUUAUCGGCCUCAUGGGGCUGUUGGUCUUAUCAACAAUCCAGGCACAGCAGCAGCAGCCUUGUGGGAGACUGAGGCAACAUCAGCUGUACAACCGCAGGGAAAUUACCGAUCCGGAUGAGUACCCGUGGCUGGGACGUAUAGGCUACAGCUCAAACGAGUCAGGGGCAGACCCCAAGGAAUACAGAUACCUCUGCCUCGCCGUGCUCCUCAGGGAGCGCCACGCGAUCCUCCCGGCCCAUUGCAUAGGGGAAGAUUCGUCUAUGGAGCCCACGACAAUACUUUUCGGUGACUGGAGGUCCAACCAGGCCACCCACGAGAGAGACUGCCUUACGGCGGACAGCUGUGCACCCCCGCCGGAGUCGUACACGAUCCUGGAGCUGGCCAUUCAUCCGCAGUACGACCGGAUUCGGCACGACCACGACAUCGCCCUGGCCAAGCUGGAUCGGAACGUACGCUUCGGGGACUUUGUGCAGCCGAUCUGCCUGCCGCCCGACCACGAGGUCGAGGGCAACCACAUUGGCCAGCGGCUGGAGAUGGUGGGCUUCCUCCGCACCACUGGCACGGAGGGCAGCUGGCGCUGGAAACGCCAGGUGCACACCCUCGGCUCGAAGUACUGCUCGACCCAUCCGGGCUUUGCCGGGUUCAACCUAAGCUCGAAUCACAUCUGCGGCUUGAUCUCUAGCACUGAGCCCUUUAUGUCUGGCUCCCCGAUGAUGGGCGUCAACGUGGUCGAUGGGAAUCCGGACAGCUUCUAUCUCAUAGCGACCGCCACUUUUGGAGUGUCACGAAAACGCGAGAUCGUCCCAGAUGGCUUUAUGCGUAUCUACCCGUUCAGGGAGUGGAUCGUUAGAAAUAUGGUGUAGAGACGAGCAAAAUCUCAGUCUGUAUCUCUCAGAUCUAAUCUAACAAUAAACCGGUGUAAGAAGAACUCAGCUCAAGCUCGCUUACACUCCAUAAGCCCCAA